AUGCUGGCAGGAAGGGCUUGCACGGGGGCCGGGAGCCAUGGCCCCCGAGUGACCCCAACGCCUUCGGGUUGGCAAGCGCCAGGGGUUUCAAUCGCGCACGCGCUUCGCGGGCGUCCUGCGACGUCGGCGGCCUCCCCGAUCAGGUUGGGCGCUGCGAUACGAGCUGCGAAAACUAUCUCCGCCCGUGCCCAGCGCCAGGAUUUAGAGAGGGCGCCCAGCACGGGAUUAGCGGAGGACUUGUGGGAACCCGGUGACAGUGGUUUCGGCCGGCCGAACGGGGUUUCCGCCUUCGACUAUGUGAAGUACGUGGCCCUUGCUGUGUCCUUCACGGCGGCCGCGUACACCUUCCACCCGCAGCUGGUGGCCUUCUCCAACGACAUUCAAGAGACAUAUCUCACGGGGGACCUGCUGGUGUCCGGCUCGCGCCUGUUCAGCUUCCUGUCGCUCGUGUUUUCCAUCCUCGUGGGCAGCACCUUCAAGUAUCAAUACGGGAGACAACAGGCGUGCCUCAGCGCUUUGUAUGAUGAGGUGCUCGCGUUGGAGAUCUUUUGGAGGCAAAUUGAAGAUAAGGCACCAGGCAUAUCGCAAGGUGUGGCGCAGAAGAUGAGGGCCUACAUCAAUGGGGAACUCUGCGCCACAACUGGAAACAACUCUCCUUUUCGUCCAGAUUCGCCCAUAAUUGGUAUUGUGGCAUUGUUGUCGACACUGCCAAAAGACCCUGCUUCUGAACUGAGGCAGGGCCUCAACAAUCUCUCUGUGGCACACACAAAAAGAGCAGCUGCCGCAGUGGCAGUUUUGCCACUGAUGCAUUGGGUGAUGCUGUGGGCCCUAGUCCUCACCUUUCUGGGGUCUUACCUCAUCUUCGAGACGCCUGAGUCUGUGGUCCCUGGGGACAUGGUGAGCAGCCAGCGCCUGAUCUUCGCCCUGCUUUCUGGCUUGAGCUCCUCCAUCGUUUUGAUCGUUCAGGACCUGUCCAAGCCCGUGGAAGGCACAUACUCCCUUGUGCGGCCGCUUGGGCAGAGACUGAAGUAUCUGAGGGACGAACUGUUGUCACACUGA
This is a messenger RNA of Ostreobium quekettii, 1059 nucleotides long. The record is from the annotation of a GenBank genome assembly. NCBI's taxonomy places the organism in Eukaryota, Viridiplantae, Chlorophyta, Ulvophyceae, Bryopsidales, Ostreobiaceae.